Micromonas commoda is the source of this 1363-nucleotide messenger RNA. RefSeq lists its product with no specific name. The transcript has a single exon. The annotation marks the transcript as partial. Gene Ontology annotation, biological process: double-strand break repair via homologous recombination. Gene Ontology annotation, molecular function: ATP binding; 3'-5' DNA helicase activity; nucleic acid binding. Gene Ontology annotation, cellular component: cytoplasm; nucleus; chromosome. The record is from RefSeq and is a predicted model, not a curated record. Lineage: Eukaryota; Viridiplantae; Chlorophyta; Mamiellophyceae; Mamiellales; Mamiellaceae.
AUGCGAGAUGACUUUGAGUGGUCGGCGCGCGCGCGUCAGGUGCUGCGCAACACGUUCAACGCCCAGGACUUCCGCGGCAUGCAGCUCGCGACGAUCAACUGCACCAUGUCCGGCGAGGACAGCCUCGUGCUCAUGCCCACCGGCGGCGGAAAGAGCCUGUGUUACCAGCUCCCCGCCGUGCUGUCUCCGGGGGUGACCAUCGUCAUCUCACCGCUGGUUUCGCUCAUCCAGGACCAACUGCACCACCUCAGCGAGAUGAACAUCCCCGCGGGUGUGCUCGGCAGCAUGGAGAAGGAGGGAGCCGCGGUGCAGAACCAGACUUACACGCAGCUCAGGAACGACGAGUUGAAGCUGCUGUACCUCACGCCGGAGAAGAUUGCCAAGAGCAACAAGCUCAUGAACACGCUCGAGCAGCUGCACAACCGCGGGAAGCUCUCGCGGAUCGUCGUUGACGAGGUGCACUGCAUCAGUAGCUGGGGUCACGAUUUCCGGAAGGAUUAUCAGGCUCUUCGAAUCCUGAAGAACCGAUUCCGCGACGUUCCGCUCGUGGGUCUCACGGCGACGGCGACGAAGCGCGUGCAGGAUGACUGCGUCCGACAGCUGGGCCUGCAAAAGUGCACAAGGUUCUUCCAGACGUUCAACCGCACCAACAUCGUGUACGAGGUCAAGCCCAAGACGAAGGACAUCGUCAAGGACAUGAAGGCGCUGAUCCACGAUAAGUUCACGAACCAUCGUAACGGGAAGGUUCAGUGCGGCAUCGUGUACUGCUUCAGCCAGAAGGAUUGCGAGAAGAUGGCGGAAUCUCUGACGUGCAAGCCAAACGACGAUAAAAGGUGGCCGAAAGGUCUCCUCGCGCUGCCCUAUCACGCCGGUAUGACCGAUACGGAUCGGAAGACGGGCGUACCGAAGCGCGAGCUCCAUCAGAGGAUGUGGAGCGACGGAAAGGUUCCCAUCAUAUGCGCCACCGUCGCGUUUGGCAUGGGCAUCAACAAGCCCGACGUUCGCUUUGUGUUUCACCACUCCAUCCCGAAGUCAUUGGAAGGUUACCACCAGGAGAGCGGGCGCGCGGGUCGCGACGGCGGUAAGAGCUACUGCACGCUCUUCUACCAGGCGGGGGACGCGGUUAAGAUGCGCGCGUUGCUGCAGGACUCCGCGAAAGAGACACGCGCGCCGCCCGAGGUGCUCAGGUCCAACCUGGAGGCGAUGUCAUAUUUAGAGGCGUACUGCACCAACCAGACCACGUGCCGCCGCACCCUGCUGCUGGGUCACUUCGACGAGAAGUUCGACGCGGUCAAGUGCAAGGGGAUGUGCGACAACUGCCAGGAGCGACAGGGCGGCGCGAUGUUCGAAGACAAGGACAUGA